Molecule: messenger RNA, 2638 nt
Organism: Ostrinia nubilalis (European corn borer)
Lineage: Eukaryota; Metazoa; Arthropoda; Insecta; Lepidoptera; Crambidae
Exons: 5
Coding region: 204-2066 (620 amino acids)
Molecular function (GO): copper ion binding; oxidoreductase activity
Source: RefSeq, a predicted model, not a curated record
AGUUUGGGUCCGCGGCAUGGUCUGAUGGUGCAGUGUUGCAUCAAGCGCCCACGGGGCCAUUCACCAGCCACCAGUCCCCAGCUGUUGGCCGGCUCGCGUGGUCGCGUUCAGCCCAUUGACCCACAAUCGCGUUAACACAAACAUGUAACUUUGCGCGGGAAAACUGUUUUUUUUUUUUAAUUUGAUCCAAAGAGUCCGCUAUCAUGGAGUCCGAAAAAAAGGCGGAACAGAUCGUGCCAGUGCAGAAACCUAAUUACAUGCUGAUGUCCUUGCAGAGGAUACUAGUGCUGUCUGUUAUUAUAGCCGGCGUUGUUGUUGUUGUUCAUUAUACGCCGAUGCCAGAGGAAUACUUCGAAAACUGCGAUCGAGAAUGCCAUGAACUAGACUGGCCCAUGAUAUGUCGCGUAAAACUAGUCAUAGAAGUUUACAAAACACUAAGCAAAUCCUGCGGCAGCUGUGCAGAUAAAGAUGGUGGCGAUUGUCCCGCGAUGUGCAUAUCAGCGGACGGGCGCGUGCGUGGGGUCCUAUCCGCCAACCGCGCGCUGCCCGCGCCCGCGCUGCACGUCUGCGAGAACGACAUCCUCGUCGUGGACGUCGUGCAUCGUGCGCCCGCCCAUGCGCUCUCCAUACACUGGCGCGGGCAGCCCCAGAAAGAAACCCCUUUCAUGGAUGGAGCUCCUAUGCUCACCCAGUGUCCCCAACCGGCGUACACCACCUUCCAAUACAAAUUCCGCGCCUCCGCCGUCGGCACCCAUAUGUACCACGCCCAUUCAGCAGCUGACGCCGCCGAUGGCCUCGCUGGUGCGUUCGUCGUUCGCCAAUCCCCUCGACUCGAUCCACUUAGCAAGCUAUAUGACGUAGACGCCACCGAGCAUACGAUUUUCAUAGCCGAAUGGGGACACUCCAUGGGCCCCCUCGCUGGUAUGAUGUCCAACGUACCCAAUGCUGAAUCGCUCCUCAUAAACGGACGAGGCAGAACCCCCGAGUCACCAGACGCACCUCUGUCCAAGUUCAACGUCGAAUACGGGAAACGAUAUCGAUUCAGGCUGGCAUACGGCGGCGGAUCUAAAAGUUGUUCUGUGACAUUUUCGAUCGAUCAACAUACGUUGAAUCUCGUGGCAUUGGAUGGGCACCGAAUAGAGCCGCAACAGGUUAAAUCUAUUAAGUUGGGCAGGGGUGAACGAGCAGAUUUUAUUCUGGAGACCAAAAGGGCGCCGAGGGCGUAUCCGAUUACGGUCGUAGCUGACAAAUCGUGCCAAGAAAAUUUAGAAGGCUUCGGCGAGCUAGUGUAUGAGACUAAGGAGUCGAAAGUGUUGCAUAAGGAUGAGGAUGUAGUUCUUGAAGUGGCCCGUGAAUUUUCAAGUGUUACAAGUGACCGGUGCAAGGAUGAGGAUAUGUUGUGCCUGAGCGAAGUGCGCGCAGCGGCUCCCUUGCCGACGGCGCUGACUGGGCCGCUCGACGAGACCAUCUACGUGCCUUUCAAUUACUCCACGAGACAAAUUUCAGCAAAACGAGUCGAGAGCUGGGGUCAGACGGACGGCCACCGGUUCACAUACCCCGCGUCUCCUCUCCUGACCCAGGGAGGAGACGUGGCCUCAGGCACCAUGUGCCCCCAAGGACCAGGGGAAGGAGACGAGUGCGUGCACGUCAAGAAUGUACCCCUGCAUUCUACCGUGGAGAUGAUCAUGUUCGAUCAAGGUGGCGAAUCAGACCACAUAUUCCACCUCCACGGCUACAGCUUCUACGUGGUCGGCGUCAAAGAGUUCAACAAGAGCCUCACCAUGGAAGAAGUGAAACAAAUGAACGAGGAUGGAAACCUGCUUACACGGAACCUUGAGGACCCUGUAAUAAAGGACACCAUAGUCAUUCCCAAGUUUGGUGUGGUAGCUUUACGUUUCAAGGCAGACAACCCUGGCUACUGGAUGAUGAGGGACGAACGAUCCACCCACUGGACGAGAGGGUUAGACUUCAUACUCAAAGUAGGAGAAGAAAGAGAUUUUGUUCAGGCUCCUUCAGACUUCCCCAAAUGCGGGUCUUACGUAGGACCCGAAUACUUCUUAAUAUAGUAUCGCAAAGUUACCAACAAGCCUCCGUAGGUAAUCAUUUUUGAUUGAUUAAUUAUAACUGAGAUACGAUUAAGUGUGGUUCAUGAGGCUGAUAAUAUUAAUGAGCUAGCAACGGUAUUUAGCUGAGUAGUUAUCAAUGUAUUGCUCAAUUAGUACCUAUUGUGAUAUUAAUAAAGCGUAGGAGUUUUUAUUAACAUGUAAUGUAUAGUCAGCGUCAAAUAGGUAGUUCGUGAAAUCGUGACACCCAAAGUAGUUUGUGUGCAAAGUAUGUUUGUGUAGUGUGUUGUCAACUUAUUGGACACUCUGGGUGUCACGAAUUAUUUGACGCUGACUGUACCUAGGCAGGUAAACAUAACAACCCAUUUGAUAGUGGUAAUGUUAUAGUAGAACCUAGGUAAAUAUCGGGUUGCUCUUGCUUCGCGGAGGUGAAACCUACAGUUGAACCUGAUUAAUAUUAUAUUGCUUGUUAAAUUAUUAUUAUUAGACAUAUCUAAUUUAUAAUGUUACCUGUAAAGUGUUGCUAGUUUUAGUAUGUAAGUUUAAUGUAAAUAAAAUGGUUUGUAUAACUGAGA